UAAAUAAUUGUAAAAAAAAAAAUUAUGUACCAUCUUUUAUUUAUGUGAAGAUCAUUACCGAAGUUGAUGUACCAGAACUCCAGCUGUUAGCGUCAAACUUGAAGCCUGAAGAAUGUGUCAAACUUGUAUCCUUAGGUUCUAAUUCUCCUUUAUCGGAAACGCAGAUACAAAAAUUAGCCCGAGAUCAAAACUGUUUUCGAAGACUCGUAAAAUGGAUAUGCCAAUUGAGAACGGUUACAAGGAACACGUAUCCGAUUUUGAACGAUCAUCUUAAACGAAUCGGAAGAAGAGAUUUGGUCGCAUGUCUCGCAGAAUUCAGUAUGAAAACUACGAAUGCUCCAAAAGUGAUUCGUCAAGUUCAACCUAUUGGAGACUAUGAUGAAUAUCAACCACCGAAUACAACGCCAAAACCUAAGUUCCCGAAACAGAUCGAAAAAAUCAGGCUUACCACUUUCACAUUGUCGGUGCAAACUGCAACAAUCAUUGUUAUUUCAAUUAUAUUAAUUACAUGUUGUUGCACUCUGUUUAUAAAGAAAAAAUUCGGGCAUCUGUUUGAUCGAUUACGAGGAAAGAAGAAAAAAGGUAAAUUGAUCAUGAUCGAAGAAGAGGGAGGAGAUAUAUCUAGAAGUUACUUUCUUCGAAAGCCACGAAGGAAAAGGAAAAGGGCGCCAUCAUACGAAAUGGUGCACACUGCCACACAAAACGUUGCAGUUCCUGUGACGCCUGCGAAAGAAGUGGAAGAGACAACGAAGUCACCAGGUUGCCAAAGAUGUUUCAAGAAGAAACGAAAGAGAACAGCGAAAAGACCGCAUAGAUAAAGCGUGUAAUUAAAAAAAUGUGUUGAAUAUAUUAAAUUCAACACACGAAUUGUAUAAAGCUCUCAAAUGUUCACACCUGUAAUUUUAUUUUAUAUUAAAUAUACUGAAUUAUCGGAGUAUAUCUGUAUAAUGUUAUAAAAACGAGAAUAUUAGAAAAUCAUGAAAAUGUUUAA
Molecule: messenger RNA, 991 nt
Organism: Apis cerana (Asiatic honeybee)
Lineage: Eukaryota; Metazoa; Arthropoda; Insecta; Hymenoptera; Apidae
Source: RefSeq, a predicted model, not a curated record